Messenger RNA from Myotis lucifugus (little brown bat), 2771 nucleotides. RefSeq names its product family with sequence similarity 98 member A (gene TSLIG3A). The record is from RefSeq and is a predicted model, not a curated record. Gene Ontology annotation, cellular component: tRNA-splicing ligase complex. Bases 112 to 1689 code for a protein of 525 amino acids. The transcript is spliced from 8 exons. Lineage: Eukaryota; Metazoa; Chordata; Mammalia; Chiroptera; Vespertilionidae.
UGAGGCGCCAGACGUCGACUUGGAAGUUCCGGGGAGGCAGCGCAUGCGCUAGCGUACGCGUUGCCGGCGAAGAGGGGAGCCUCAGGACUCGGAAAUUUGAAUACCACUAGCAUGGAGUGCGACCUCAUGGAGACUGACAUCUUGGAGUCGCUGGAAGACCUGGGUUACAAGGGUCCAUUGUUAGAAGAUGGCGCUCUGUCUCAGGCGGUCUCUGCUGGAGCCAGUUCCCCUGAGUUUACCAAACUCUGUGCUUGGCUGGUGUCUGAAUUAAGAGUGCUCUGUAAACUGGAAGAAAAUGUGCAAGCAACUAACAGCCCGAAUGAAGCUGAAGAAUUCCAACUUGAGGUGAGUGGGCUACUAGGGGAGAUGAACUGUCCAUACCCUUCACUGACUUCUGGGGAUGUGACCAAGCGCCUUCUCGUUCAGAAGAACUGCCUCCUUUUGCUCACAUACCUCAUCUCAGAACUAGAAGCUGCCAGAAUGCUCUGUGUGAAUACUCCUCCAAAAAAAGCUCAAGAAGGAGGCGGUAGUGAGGUCUUUCAAGAGUUGAAAGGCAUAUGUAUUGCUCUAGGAAUGUCCAAACCUCCAGCCAAUAUAACUAUGUUCCAAUUCUUCAGCGGGAUUGAAAAAAAAUUAAAGGAAACAUUAGCAAAAGUUCCACCUAAUCAUGUGGGAAAGCCUUUAUUGAAGAAGUCAUUGGGACCGGCCCACUGGGAAAAGAUAGAAGCAAUUAACCAAGCCAUAGCCAAUGAAUAUGAAGUUCGGAGAAAGCUGCUAAUAAAACGUUUGGAUGUCACUGUCCAGUCUUUUGGUUGGUCUGACCGAGCUAAGAGUCACACAGAGAAAUUAGCAAAGGUCUACCAACCAAAACGUUCGGUCUUAUCUUCUAAAAGUACUAUUUCUGUUGCUCACCUUUUGGCUGCAAGACAAGACUUGUCAAAGAUUCUAAGGACAAGCAGUGGUUCUAUAAGAGAAAAGUCUGCCUGUGCCAUCAAUAAGGUGUUGAUGGGCAGGGUGCCUGACAGAGGCGGUAGACCCAAUGAAAUUGAGCCUCCGCCCCCAGAGAUGCCACCAUGGCAGAAAAGGCAGGAUGGCCCCCAGCAGCAAGCAGGAGGCCGAGGCGGAGGGAGAGGUGGUUAUGAACAUUCCUCAUACGGAGGACGAGGAGGUCAUGAACAAGGAGGGAGAGGUGGACGUGGUGGCUAUGACCGUGGAGGCUACGACCGUGGUGGCUACGACCACGGUGGCCGAGGGGGAGGAAGAGGAAAUAAGCAUCAAGGAGGCUGGACAGAUGGAGGGAGUGGAGGAGGAGGUGGCUACCAAGAUGGUGGUUAUCGAGAUUCGGGCUUCCAACCAGGUGGCUACCAUGGUGGCCACGGUGGUGGCUAUCAAGGUGGUGGUUAUAGUGGCUUCCAAACAACUACUUACACAGCAAGUGGAUACCAGGGUGGUGGAUACCAGCAGGACAAUAGAUACCAAGAUGGUGGGCACCAUGGUGAUCGAGGCAGUGGUCGUGGAGGGAGAGGUGGGCGUGGAGGCCGAGGCGGACGCGGAGGCCAGGGAGGUGGUUGGGGAGGGAGGGGGAGCCAGAAUUAUCACCAAGGGGGACAGUUUGAACAGCACUUCCAGCACGGUGGUUAUCAGUAUAAUCACUCUGGAUUUGGACAAGGAAGACAUUACACUAGUUGAGGCUACAGAACCUUACAUUUUGCUAGAGCUCAAGUAAUAGAAACUUAGUUUAAGAAUCCUGAGUCCAGUGUGGAUUUUGAAUGUGAGACCACAGGUGGCAGAAUCCAAUUCUGUUGGAUUUUUUUUUUAAUGGGCUUACAUAAUGCUGUUUAUUUGAGAAACACGUACAACAUCGCUCCUUUGUAUGAAGAAUUUUUUUAAAGGUAAUUAAAAUUGCCUUUAAUUGACCAGUAGACUAAUUCCACAGUCAACAUGCAUACUUUUUUGAAGAAAUUACUUGAAUAAGUAGUUUUCAAUAUACAGUUUUGAAAAUGAGGAUUCUCCUAGAUUUUUUUAGAUUUACAACUAGGAAGCCUUCCUCAUAUUAACAACCCAUUUAUAUGUGUUUUCCUUAUACUAUUCUAAUGUCUGUUUUGCAAGCACAGUUUCCACCCUGGUUGGCUUUUUAUUUGGAGAGGUUAUGCCACAUUUGCUUCCUGAUAGAACUUUUAGGUCAGUUCCUAUUAACUGAGCUCUUCUGCAGAUAGCACAUUCAGUAGCCUUAUCCUCUUGAUGGAAUAUUAUACCACAAGUGGAACUCAGAAAACCUUGAACGUGGCCAAAAUCCGUCAAGAUUAUAAAAGCAGACUAAGUUGUGAGUCUAUUGUACAUGUAGGCAUUUAGUGAAGUAUAGCAAUUCAAACUGACCUGCAUUCAUUCAAAACAAGUUCCUCCUUCAACCCUAUUUUUACUUGAAAUCUGCUAGAAGAAACAGCAAACUGAAAUUUGUUUUAUGCACGAGUUAAUACCACUGGCUCAGCAAAUACAAUUUAGUUUGCUUUGAGCAGGAGACUUUUUUUUUGUAACGUUAAGAAAUGCACUACAGAGAAAGAGGACAGAUUUUUGCUUAGUGCAGGAGGCCCUUUAUUAUUGCUGCAGAAAACAAAAGCCUGGCUGAGCUGAUGUUUUACAUUCUCCUUUACUGAAACCUACACGACGCUUCUUGCUGGGUUUUUGUAUACUUAAACAUUGUCAAGCUGUGAAAGAAAAUGGCUGGAGGUGUGCUUUGUGUGAAAGGUGAGCAAUAAAGUAUCUGUACGUUC